Molecule: messenger RNA, 1815 nt
Organism: Apis laboriosa (Himalayan honeybee)
Lineage: Eukaryota; Metazoa; Arthropoda; Insecta; Hymenoptera; Apidae
Gene: Pex3
Product: peroxisomal biogenesis factor 3
Exons: 2
Coding region: 682-1800 (372 amino acids)
Biological process (GO): protein import into peroxisome membrane
Cellular component (GO): peroxisomal membrane
Molecular function (GO): protein-macromolecule adaptor activity
Source: RefSeq, a predicted model, not a curated record
AAAUAUAAAUAAUAUUUCAACUUCAAAAUACAAUGAAAAUUAAAAAAUGAGAUUUAUAAAAGAUCAAAGUUGAAAGAUACUGUCAAUGAAUAUAUACAAGUCUUCAUAAGUGAGAAAGCAAAAGUGAAUAAUUUCAGAGAUUGAUAGUAAAGUUAACUGAUGAUUUGCUAUUAACUGUGCAGUUAUCAAUUUACAACUAUCAGUUGAAACAACUGAUAGAUAAUUUCUUGAAUUCAAAUAAUUGAGAUUAUGUUGUACAAUUGUGUAUACAAGAGAGUUCUUCAAUAAGUAUUAAUUUUAUUGCACACAAAUUGAAAAAUAUAGUGUUUUAAUAUAUUUUAUAGAAAUGGAUAUAUAACAUGUUAUUUAAUCAAGAUAUCUUCAAUCAAACUGAAAUAAAUAUACUGUUACUAUUAUUAAAGUAUAUUUGAUAUUGAAAGAUAAAAGAAAAAAAAAAAAAAAAGAAAUUUUUCAUCCUGAAUGCUAAAAAAGGACUUAUUUAUCAUUAAGGCUUCUUACCUUAAACAUUAAAAUAAUAAGGUUAGAUUAAAAAACAUAUUUAUAAGAAAUAAUUGGAUAUUUGUAAGAAUUAUAUUUUAUUCCUUUGGUAACAAGCAUAAAAAGACCAACACAAUAUAAAUUAUGAUGUAAGUCAAAUUUUAUAUAAUUAAUGUAAAAAAAAUGUUUUCAAGACUUCGUGGAUUUGUGAAUCGUCAUAGACAAAAGUUUAUAGUGGGAGGUAUUGUUGUUGGUAGUAUUAUUUUUAUCAGAUAUACAGCACGUAGGCUUCGAGAAUGGCAAGAGAAAGAAAUAAAAGAUAUGCUAGACAGAUCAAAACGUCGGCAAUAUUUUGAAUGUAAUGAAAGAACAUGUAGUCAGAUGAUAGUAUCCCUCACAUCAACUUUAAGAGAUUCUAUAGUAAAAGUUUUGGAUACCAAUACUAUUGUAAAUAAGCUCAGAAAUGGUUGUCCUGAUAAAAUAGCAUGUUGGAAUGAAUUAAAAGUUUUAGCAAUUGCUAGGUCUGCUGUAGUAGUUUAUUCAUAUGCUAUGUUGGCAACUUUAAUAAGAAUUCAAUUUAAUGUAAUGGGUGGUCAUGUAUACAAGGACAUUCAAAAUUCUAAUGGUACAACUACAGAAAAUAUUAUACAAACAAAAUAUAUGUCACUUUCACGUCAUUUUAUAUAUGAUGAAAUAAAAAAAUUAAGUUUACUUAUAAAAGAUAAAGUGGCAGAAAUAACAGCAUCAAUAUCUUUGAAAGAUGAAUUAACUUUAAGAGAUAUAGAAGAAAUAUAUUGGGCUUUAACAUCUUCUAUUUCUGCAGAUAGUUCAAAGAAUCCUAUAAAAAAUCUUGCUGAAUAUAUGCUAUUAUCAAAUUGUGAGGAAGAACAAUCACCUAUACUAUUAAAAUUAUUCAAUGAAACAUUGGAUCUUUUGGAAACUGAAGAAGUACAAAAUUUAACACAAAGUAAUAUUAGAAAUGGAUUUAGUUUAUUAGUGGACCAUAUUUCUGCAUUCUUUGUUGGUUCUCCUAUAAUAGAAAACAGUAAAACUGCUCAAAAUGGUAUUUCAGUGCCAGGAACAUCAAAUCAAAAUAGCAUAAGCAUGAAAUAUGAUUCAAGUAUAUUUACAAAUAUUAAUAAAAUAUCAAUGCCAAUGGCUAAAUUAAUACCAAUUAUAAAUGGACAAGUACCAGAUAAAUCAACAUCAAGAGAUUUUCAAAAUGAUUUAUUACAACGUCUUAUAACAAAUAAUGAACUUAAAACACUUGGAGCAAAUAUAUAUGAAGCAUUUAGUAUUUAAAUUUAAAAAUUUAAA